This is a messenger RNA of Malus domestica (apple), 1659 nucleotides long. Lineage: Eukaryota; Viridiplantae; Streptophyta; Magnoliopsida; Rosales; Rosaceae. The record is from RefSeq and is a predicted model, not a curated record.
AUUGUAUAACUAAAUAUCCUAUUCCUUUCAAUUAAUGGUUGCACCUAAUACUAAUAUCUGACAAUUUUUUCUUUGAUCUUCCACAAGACCGUGCUAAAAGCUUCGCCACCCUCUUUUAUCAAACUUGAACUUUGUUGGGUUUAUUUGUUUCCAAAAUAUCUGAUAACCCAAAUCAUCAAUGGCAGCAAGAAGUAAUAAUAUCGCCACGCUACGCCUCCCUGGGGACGUGUUCAAGGUGUGGAAGAAGAAUGAGACGGGGACGAAAUUAGGGUGUUAUCCUUCAAGGCAUGUAGCAAUGAUCACGAGAAAAAAUGGAAACUUUGUGGUGAGGGCCGGUGCCGGUGGAACUCCUAGAAGCGUGCAGACAAUCAAUGGGAAGGUCAAUGGUGUUCAUGUGGCAGAGGCUAAAUUAUUUGGAAACAAGAAUAGUAUAGAGCUGAUUAAUGGUGACGGCGAUUCACCUCCUCAUUCCUCUUUGCAUGGAAAGUUUGUGGAGGAGAGGUUUGUUUAUAGGCAGACGUUUAUUAUUAGGUCGUAUGAGAUUGGACCUGACAAAACUGCCACCAUGGAAACCCUAAUGAAUCUCCUCCAGGAGACAGCUCUAAAUCAUGUGACAAGUUCCGGCCUUGCCGGAAAUGGAUUCGGGGCUACUCGUGAGAUGAGCAUCCGGAAGCUCAUUUGGGUUGUUACACGGAUUCACAUUCAAGUACAGAGAUAUAGUUCCUGGGGAGAUGUGGUCGAAAUCGAUACUUGGGUGGAUGCAACAGGCAAAAACGGAAUGCGAAGAGAUUGGAUUAUCCGAGACUACCAAACUCAAGAAAUCAUUACCAGAGCUACAAGCACCUGGGUGAUCAUGAACAGAGAGACAAGAAGGCUGUCCAAGAUACCUGAUCAAGUCAGGCAAGAGGUGUUACCAUUCUACCUAAACAGAUUUGCAAUUGCUACAGAGAAAAAUGAUAGCGAGAAAAUCGACAAGCUCAACGACGAUACUGCAGAGAGGAUCACGUCAGGUCUAGCACCAAGAUGGAGUGACAUGGAUGCCAACCAGCAUGUUAACAAUGUGAAAUACAUUGGAUGGAUUUUAGAGAGUGUGCCCAUCAAUGUGUUAGGAGAUUAUGAUCUCACAAGCAUGACAUUGGAGUAUAGACGUGAAUGUAGGCAAUCAAAUUUGCUAGAGUCCCUAACAAGUACAACAUCAAGUUUGGCUGAUGACUCCAACUUCAAGAACAACUCCAUCAAUCGUAGACCAGACCUAGAAUACACACACCUUCUUCGGAUGCAGGCCGAUAAGGUGGAGAUAAUACGAGCACGAACAGAAUGGAAUAGGAAACAAAAGCAUGAACUGCAUUGACCUCAAUAUUUGCAGCAGUUUCAGUUUGUUACCCUCCACAUCAAUUUGUUUUCAAGCUUUUUGGCUUCCCAUCUGGGUUUCCUUGAUUUUUAUCACUUUUUUUCUUUAGCGUGUUGUAUUAUACUAUUAUUCAUCAGGCUGGAACAAUAUUUUACAAGUGCACUACAUGUUUGACGGUGCAGUGCUUAGAGGGUUUUGUGCUUUGAUAAAUUAUAUAGUCCUUACAGGGAAAGAUAUUUGUUUGCAUGUUUAUGAGAAGCCUUAACUAUUGAAGGGACAUCAAUGGAUAUAAGGCCCUAAUCUGAAUC